This is a messenger RNA of Cladophialophora immunda, 912 nucleotides long. RefSeq lists its product as uncharacterized. The transcript is spliced from 3 exons. Bases 75 to 587 code for a protein of 170 amino acids. Lineage: Eukaryota; Fungi; Ascomycota; Eurotiomycetes; Chaetothyriales; Herpotrichiellaceae. The record is from RefSeq and is a predicted model, not a curated record.
CAGCCUUGGGUCAAUGCUCGCCCUACUCAAGUCUUUCGUCUCUUUUCCUGAGCGCGCUGGGACAAAUAGACACCAUGAACGCAGCCAUAGCAAACUUCAAUUCCGGCCAGGGGCUCGGAGGUUUAACACAAUAUGCGUGGAUCGGCUCAAAUCUCGUGUUUGUGGCGAGUGCCGUCGUCACUUCCUUUGCCGUCAUGCUGGGAGAUCCUUUCAACCACUUCGAUUCCCACCCGACUUGGAUGUUUACCAACUUUCUUUCCUUUGCAGUCGCCACCUUCAACAUUUCCAUCACCGGAAGCAUCUCAUCGCGCUUUCGAAAUGUGGCAGACAGCGUGCCUGAGCCGGGCUAUGAAGACAAGCGAAUUCUGAACAUGAAAACCGCCUUCUACCUCAGUAUUGUCAUCGGCGCAGCAUUUGCUGCUGCGACAACCUUCCUUGCCAUUAUAUGGGGACGCGCCGCGUCUGAGAGCAUCGCUUUCGUGGUGCCUUGUACGUUCGGGGUCCUCGCCGUGCUCCUUGACGUGGCCUCACUUCUUGACAACCUUAAGCGAUUCAAGGAGGAAACCACGGCGGUGGAAUUGGAAUGAUAGAUUGGCGAGGUGGUGGGCUUGGAGAAAAGGGUCUUUAUAUAGAACGCGAACCCCCAGUUUGCCCUCUUUGGGCCGGUGAAUCGAUCUCAUUGCGGAGGACUUUUCGGCCUCGAUUUUGGCCAAUGGUUCAUCGUAUUUCUUGCCAUGUGGCGACAAGAUGUUCACUGCAAUUCUUUGGGGCGAAAAAAUAUACCUGUCGACGGCCUACACCGCUGACAAACCCCAUCUGUAUACAUAUCGUGAGAGUAUUCGAGCACCACUAACCUCGCUUUCGGGGGCGCUCAGCCACACCUGUGCGGCUGCAGCCCAAUUAACCGACUCA